AUGGUUGUAAAUCCUGCUGCAUCUGGUUGUAAAUCUGGGCCCCUCUUGCGCCAGUCCAGUUCUCACUGUCAGUAUAUGGGUGUCAUUAUGUCGUCUUGUGUUGGUUUGUUGGAGGCGAACGACAUCCACAACAAUGGGAUAGCGGGGUUCGGGCGCCAACCCGACAGUGACAGUGGUGCACUGCGAGAUCCACCACGGACAGACGGGUGGCUUGUACGGGCUCGGCCAGUUCAUCGAAAACCGCAUCCAUUCCCACAGCAACCCCACCGCAACGAGAUCUACAACGGCCAUCAGGGUGGCGUCUUCAUCUUGGGCGAAGGCCGCAGCUUGAUCGAGCAUCUAUGUGACUCAAUGUGGAUUGUGAAGACACAGAAGGGGACGAAUUUGGAUCUUGAAUCAUGA
Messenger RNA from Nilaparvata lugens (brown planthopper), 402 nucleotides. RefSeq lists its product as uncharacterized. The record is from RefSeq and is a predicted model, not a curated record. The coding region runs from base 1 to 402 and encodes 133 amino acids. NCBI's taxonomy places the organism in Eukaryota, Metazoa, Arthropoda, Insecta, Hemiptera, Delphacidae. The transcript is spliced from 3 exons.